Molecule: messenger RNA, 1056 nt
Organism: Paramecium sonneborni
Lineage: Eukaryota; Ciliophora; Oligohymenophorea; Peniculida; Parameciidae
Source: the annotation of a GenBank genome assembly
AUGAAAUCUGAAGCAUUUAAAAAAGGGUUAUUAGGAAUUUUUGCAUUAGGAUUCAGUAUGGGAAUCUAUAAAAUUCUCAGAAAGGUAUAGAGAUUAUUAACUGUGUAUAGUCUACAAAAGCAGAAUUUCGUGAGAGUAUAAAGAAACAAAUAAUACACAGUUAUAAUGUAAGUGGUGUUUAAGGUUUUGUUGAACCAUUUGAUAUAUUACAGACUUUUUCAAAAAAUGAACAAGGAAUAGAAUUCCACAUUAAGUUAGUAAAAUCUUUAGCCAAAAAGCCUGUUGGUCAUUAAUAAAAUGUAAGUUUGAUUAUAAAAUAAGAUAAAUCCUUUAAUUGAACCUUAUUAACCAGGAUAGUUAGUAAUGAAACUUUAAAAUUAUAAUAUCUUAUUGAAUAAAUAUCCUGUGAAUCCAUAUCAUGUAUUAUUAGUGCCAUAAUAAUUUAUUCAUUAAACAGAGAAAUUUAGCAAAGAUUAUUUAAGCUUAGCUUAUGAUGUAUUAAAUGCAGUAGAAGGUUUUGCAUUUUUUAAUUCUCAUCCUGAGGCAGGUGCAUCUUUAGAUCAUAAACAUAUUUAAAUUGUACCAAAAUCAGCAUAUUAAAGUGCAAAUAUAUUAAAUCAUGUAAAAGAAUGGUGCUCUGAAAGAACCAUUAAAUAAACAGGAAAAUUUAUAAAGCUACGAUAUUUAAAAAAUAUUAAGCAUUAUAUAUUACUUUUUAAUCAAGAAUUAUUAGAUAAUAAAAAUUGCGAUGAGAUUUUGUAAUAAAAGUUAAUUUAUGAGACAUAUGAAAAGUUAUUAAAUAAAUGUAAAGUUAAUGACAUUAGAGAUUUCAAACAUAAUUUAAUAAUUACUGAGGAAUUUAUGAUGAUAAUUGCUAGAAAAUAAGCCACAUUUAAUGGAGUUUCAUUUAAUGCUGUUGGAUUUACAGGUUCAUUAUUAGUUAAAAAUGAGUAGGAAUGUGAAAGAUUAUAAUAAACUAGAAUAAUUGAGAUUAUGGAAAAUCUAGCAUAAGCAUAAUCUGAUGAUUCUAUUGAUUAAGAUAUUGACGAAUGUUGA